AUGAAACCUCUUACAUUGUUCAAGAAGAACAGCCUAGUUCGAAAAUGGUCGAUCAGACGUCAAAAUAACAACAACAAUAAAAAGAACAAACCGCCAAAGAAACAGCUGGCUGCACUCACCAAGGAACAAGAAUCGGCAAUGGCUUCAUUGUCAGAAUAUGCAAGUCGGAAUUUUGAGAAUGCCAUAGAAGAAGACAAAUUACGUUCCUUGCUGGAAGACAAUAACUGGAACCUGAAACGGGCCAUGGCCGAAUUAAACGAUUGCGAGGAGGCGUACCACGGCUUGCUGCACGGACCUCCACCCGCGAACGAGUCGCUCCUUGGUUGUGAAAACGACGGUGGAACCAGUUGCUACAUUGAUGCUUUACUAUUUGCAAUGUACACUUCAUUAACGGCUUUUGAUCCAUUACUCACAACCGAUACAUCUUCGGGCCAAGCAGCAAAACGAGACUUGCAGACAUCGCUACGACUUUUUGUAAACAUUAUGCGAAACGGCCAACUCGUUAAAAAGCAUAUUGUGCGACGACUGCGCAAGUCAUUAGAAGAGGCAGCUUGGCGAGGAAGGAAUGAGCGAGGAUUUUGGAAACAAGAGGAUGCAAGCGAGUUGCUCCUGUUCCUGACCGAGACCUUUGAUCUUCCAUUUUUGCCAUUCCAAAUGCGGUUAUUUCAUGGUGCAAAUAGGGACGUAGACGACGAUCGUGUAACGACAGACCGAGUUCUUUCGCUCUCCAUACCGUCCGACACGACAAAGGUUCUUCGUCUUGAAGACAUCUUGUUCGAACAUUUUUACAACAGCAUAGUCACAGGCGUCAAGCGACAAGUAGACUGGCACGAAGCACAGAGUCACUCGCCUCCUGGUUCACCCACCAGUGCCAUCAGCACAUCUUCGAUCGCCAAGAAUAAUAUCAUCUUCAAAGAGCAUCAACGGCAGCAAGAGAUAGCAGUUAAUGCGUGGCAGGUCCUCGAACUUUUACCUUUUUACAGCGGCAUUAGCGAGCAAGGUGUACGGAUCGAGUCUCAAAACCAGGGGGCCUUUCCGGAUUCUCGUAUGGUGUUACCGAUCAUUCUCAAACGGUAUCGAUGUACGGCUCUCGGUCGAUACAUUAAAGACCAGCGAAGCGUUAUUAUACCUCCAGAUAUCCAUUUCAACAAAUUUCUGAAUCAAAAUGCAGAAGACCCUGUUUGUGAUACUUGCGGUCGGAAGGUUGAAGGCGUCAUGCGGCUGCGGAGCGUAGUCUGUCAUAAAGGCAGCUCGCCUCAUAGUGGCCACUAUAUAGCGUACUCAAGAACUGUAGAUCGUGAUAAUGAAGUCUGGUUGAAACUAGGCAAGGUUAAAACGCUUACUGGACGCCAGCAUGAGCAAGAGAUUUAUCGCGAGCUUGGGAAGGACGGCUAUCUGUUUUUCUACGAGUUAGACAAAGCCUGUGACCAUCCGGCUGAAGAGAAAAUGGCUCGCGAUGAUGGCCGACGAGCUUCGAGCAGCAGCAGCGGUACGGAUAAAGAUGAAAGAGCUGGAAUAUUGCAAAAGAUCCAUUAUGCUGAGGAGGAGAAUUCAGCACCCAUGUUGAACCCUGCGCCACCAUCCCUCCCACGUCGACAUGCACCUGUCGUUCCACCGGAGCUACCUCCUAGAUCACCACCAGUGCCUGUACAUGACCAUGAUAAUAAGCCAACACGUCCAUCCUUAGAUCCUGUCGAAGAUGCAGCUACUACUGUAGUUACAACACCGCCCCCUGCUGAUCCACCACAAACCCAGAGGAAGUCGAUUCGAAGAAGCAAAGACAUCUCGUGCAAGACUAUGUAA
Molecule: messenger RNA, 1803 nt
Organism: Zychaea mexicana
Lineage: Eukaryota; Fungi; Mucoromycota; Mucoromycetes; Mucorales; Lichtheimiaceae
Product: ubiquitin carboxyl-terminal hydrolase-domain-containing protein
Exons: 4
Coding region: 1-1803 (600 amino acids)
Biological process (GO): protein deubiquitination
Cellular component (GO): nucleus; cytosol
Molecular function (GO): cysteine-type deubiquitinase activity; cysteine-type endopeptidase activity
Source: RefSeq, a predicted model, not a curated record